AUGAAUAACCAACUAGGAUAUAAAGUUGAAAGAAGCACGAAGGACGAAACCUACUUUGCCCUUACUCCUAUUACCACCCAAAUCAAAGAAAAAUUAAUUAAAGAAGUCAAGUCCCUCACAGAGGAAGGUAAAAAAAAUUUUCGUCUUAUUCACCAAGAACUUAAAAACUGGUUAAAAAAAGAACCUCAUAUUUCUCAGGAUCAGAAAAAGAAUUAUGAAAAACAAGCAGAUAAAUUGGUUAAGGAAUAUCAAGACAAAUUACUGGAAGCGGAGGAAAAGAAAAUAAAAGAACUAAGUUCCUAA
This is a messenger RNA of Paraglomus occultum, 303 nucleotides long. The record is from the annotation of a GenBank genome assembly. NCBI's taxonomy places the organism in Eukaryota, Fungi, Glomeromycota, Glomeromycetes, Paraglomerales, Paraglomeraceae.